Gadus chalcogrammus (walleye pollock) is the source of this 3681-nucleotide messenger RNA. RefSeq names its product nucleolar protein 9 (gene nol9). NCBI's taxonomy places the organism in Eukaryota, Metazoa, Chordata, Actinopteri, Gadiformes, Gadidae. Bases 467 to 2578 code for a protein of 703 amino acids. Gene Ontology annotation, molecular function: polynucleotide 5'-hydroxyl-kinase activity. The transcript has 13 exons. Gene Ontology annotation, biological process: cleavage in ITS2 between 5.8S rRNA and LSU-rRNA of tricistronic rRNA transcript (SSU-rRNA, 5.8S rRNA, LSU-rRNA). The record is from RefSeq and is a predicted model, not a curated record. Gene Ontology annotation, cellular component: nucleus.
GUCUCAGUACAGACUUUAACAGUAAUCUUAUUUAAAUCACAGUUGCUAUUAACCUGUAAAUAACGUUAUUGAUCUUCAAAUGAUCAGCGAAUAAAUAAACAAACUAGCUAACGUUAUGCUACAUGUGUACCUUGUUUCGGGUAGGCCCUUCAAUGUUUGAAAGGAAGUGGAUGUGACGCCGUUCACCAACAAACUCUGCGAAAUGUUGUUUUCCACAAUAAUAGCUAUUUUCUUGGAAAAAUGAAUUAUUUCACUCAUAUUGAAUACAUAUGCUCGAGUAUAAUCGUGUGAGCAUUUUUUUCGCUUUUGUUUUCCUUCAAUGAAACAGGAAAAAUGUAUCUAAUAACUGCUGUAAGAAACUAAACUCCGCGUUGCUUUUGGUCGACCAUCUGAGGAUCUGUUGCUUUCACAUGGCUAACUGCAUGUCCCACCUCCCUUCCAGUGACAGCGCAUUGACCGCCUGAACAUGAAGGUAAAUAAAUUGGCUCCAGAAAAGGGGGCUAGGGCUUCCUCCCUGAAGUGGAGGAACACCAAGGCCCAACGCUGCACAACUCGCGUAAACUUAUCUGAACUCCCAUCGACCCCUGUUAUGGUCAAAAUGAUCAAGGAACACCAAGCAGCAGUAAAGAAGAAACCCCAAGUGAAAAGGCUGGAAAGGAAAGCCAUGACCGUUUCUGGAUCAAAAGAAAAGAAACACACUUCCUUUGAGUCUGAGAAGACGCAUCCAAAUACUAACGGGAAAUCGGAAGUUACAAUGAACAUUGAUGCUGAUGACUGGCAAGAAUGGAGUACCAAUGGCAAGAGCUCACUUGGGAAUGGUGAGACGUCUGCAGAUGGCGUAGAGACUGUGAGCUCCGGGCGCUUGGAGGGAGAAUCUUUUCAUUGCUGCGCAGAGAGAGAUGAAGACCGGAAUCAUGCAGUGCUUGUCAUGCAAAAGUCUCAGACGCUGUGUUUCCGAGGAAAGUGCCUUCUGACCUGCCUUUACGGGCGAGUUGAGGUGAUGGGGUUCACCAUCGAAGAAGGCCAGCAGCCGUAUCCCCUCUUCUCUCCGGCCUCUCACUGCCCGCUGACGGUAACCGCGCUGGGAAGCACUGAUGAUGCCCGAGACGAGGGCAUGGAAGCCACGGCGAUCCUCCGCAAGUAUCUCACGCCCGCAUCACAGAUAAGGCUUUUGAGAAGAAUCAACCUAAACUCAUCUGUGAUCCUUCUGGAGCCCAUGGAGACCUCUCUGACCCGCUUCCUUUGUAGCUUCCCAGAUCUCAGUGAACUGUUCAGUCCCCCUGUGAGUGAGCUCAUGUCGGCGGUGCUGGACACGCCCCUCAACGGGCUGGGUAUGAUCCCCCUGGUCAGUGACGUGGAAGGCCUGAGAAUGUCCAAGAGCUACAGAGAGGCCCUCAACACGGUGGUUAGCGCUUGCAGAGACGACGGGGAUGGUUGCGUGGUGGUCCUUGUAUGUGGAACUAAGAACGUAGGGAAGUCCACCUUUAUCCGAGUCCUCCUCAAUACUUUGCUCAAUCACACUACGGGUAUAGACUACUUGGAGGGCGACCUGGGACAGACUGAGUUCACCCCGUCAGGCUGCCUUUCCCUGUCCACCGUGACAGAGCCUCUCUUGGGUCCUCCCUUCACACACCAGCGCACGCCAGAACACAUGAUCUACUAUGGCCAGACGUCCUGUGACUCGGACCUGGACCGCUACCUCGAGUCCAUGAAGUCCCUUUGGAGCAGGCGUCCCCAGAGCCGGGACACUCCCGUGGUCAUCAACACCAUGGGCUGGGUCAAAGGCUUCGGGUUCCAGAUGCUGGUGGACGUGCUCCGCCUGCUGCCCGUGACCCACGUGGUCCAGCUGGGCCACGGCGAGUCCAUGCACUGUGCCACGCUCACGCCGGACCUGCUGCAGACGGCGCAGGGCUACCUCACCAAGCCCCCGGCGCACACGGCCAUGGACGAGUUCACGGAGGGCCACAGCCCCGCCCGCACCUACGCCCACCUGGCCGUGCAGUCCGCCUUCCAGGGCGUAGGGCGCCAGGGAGCAUCGAAACACCAGCGUAGCAAUGAACUCCGAGAGCUGUCUCUGCUAGCUUACCUGAGUCAACUCCAAGAAGCUCACCAAGGGCCCGUCAGGCAGCUGAACUGCCUCACCCCCUACCAGGUCCCUCACACAGCUGUGGCUAUCGGUGUGACCCACUGCGAGGUGGCCCCCAGCCACGUGCUGUAUGCCGCCAACGCCAGCCUGGUGGGGCUGUGCUGCCUGCCGGAGAAGGUGACGAGCCGGGGAGGCCCGGUGGUCCUCUCCCAUGCGCCCCUCUGCCCCUGUGUGGGCUUCGGUGUGCUCCGGGGAAUCGACAUGGCGCGAGGCCUGUACUUCCUACUCACCCCUGUGGACCCCUCCAUCCUCCGCAACGUCAACUGUCUCCUCCUGGGGGCCAUCACCCUGCCCUCCUGCAUCCUCACAACACAGUCUGGCUGCGAGGAAGAGAAGCCAUAUGUCACCACGGACUACAGUUUUGAUCUGACCGGAGCAGGGAAGAUGCGCGUGUUCAAAGGCAUUGUACGGCCCGGUCAAGUGGGGAAGUAGCGACUGCAGAGACACAUCAGUUUGUUGAUUCUCUAUCCUUGUUUAAAGACUUGUUGCAGCAAGCUUCCACUUGACAGAGCUGAGAUUCUGCUGAACUGAGGGAGGGGAUACUGUGAAAGAAGGUCCGUCAUUGGUGGAGCGUGGAUUGCUCCUUCCUAUUAAUGGAUGUCCCGACAAGUACUGUGGAGAGAAGAGAUAGUGAAAUGAAUGACACUGGGUUCCCCUUCUCCCUUUCAAGACAAAACCUAAGCAAGCAUUUACAGUUGAAGCUCUCAUUUCAUGUCAUCGUUCAAUGGCAUUCCAAGCAGAUACUUAAUAUUUGUUACAACAUUAAAAGUGAAAUUCCUUGUUUUUCAAACUUCUGUGAUUUUAUUGUCAGUGUGAAAGCAGUGAGCAGUCCGGACAGGGAAGUGUUAAGUGCUUGGUGACUCAAAGCAUACAAUUAAACCUUGGUUCUAAAAUAGAUGUUAAGUGGAACUCAAAUUAAAAACCAAAAUAACGACCACAUAAUAUUACAGUAGUGAAUAUGGAGUAUGGGUCUUGAAAUGUAAAAGCCUCUUUCUCUGUGCUUGCACAGUACAGAGAUUAUGCAGGCUCAAUUUAGCACCUCAUUACUGAAUGCUCUUGAGCAUGAAAUUAAUUGUGUUUGCACCAAUGUCAAUUUGACCUUAUAGCUUUGGGCAUUUGCAUUUCAUUAAUGGGGGUAGAGGCGUAGAAAACACAGAUUGUUUUGCUCAUGCAUUUACAAAUGAACAGUUUAUUUUCUAUUGUAGGAGUAUGCUGUAAAAUAAAGUCCCAUCGUAUUCGUGGGCAUGAUUUCACUUCAUUUACCUAUUGAGCCAUUUCUCACUACAUUAGAGUGUCAGUAAUAAGAUGUCAUUCGGCUCCUCCUGCCUCUGCUUAGGAUCCGAUCCGAACAACUUGGACCCUAUAGUUACUACCAGCCAAUGUUUAUAAAGGGUAAACAAUGUUAUUUGCCUAUAAUGGAGACAAGGCAGUAGGUGGAAGCACCAAGAACUCCAGUCGUAAACAUCCAUUCAUGCUGAGUAGAAUUUGUCAUUUGUUAAGUGAGCUAUUUAAACAUGCCCUGUAUGUCCCUUGUC